Messenger RNA from Zingiber officinale, 1417 nucleotides. RefSeq names its product phosphoribosylformylglycinamidine cyclo-ligase, chloroplastic-like. The record is from RefSeq and is a predicted model, not a curated record. NCBI's taxonomy places the organism in Eukaryota, Viridiplantae, Streptophyta, Magnoliopsida, Zingiberales, Zingiberaceae. The transcript has 8 exons. Gene Ontology annotation, cellular component: cytosol. Gene Ontology annotation, biological process: 'de novo' IMP biosynthetic process; adenine biosynthetic process. The coding region runs from base 121 to 1293 and encodes 390 amino acids. Gene Ontology annotation, molecular function: phosphoribosylamine-glycine ligase activity; phosphoribosylformylglycinamidine cyclo-ligase activity.
GGACACUUGCUUUCCCAAAACCUACUCGCCCUCGCCCUCGCCCUCGCCCUCCCGUCUCCCUUGCCCACGCUCGCCCACGACUGGCUUUCUAUACCUUUUAGCUUAAUCUUUUUUCCUACCAUGAACGUCAGCUUCAGUUCGCCGACGGAGCAUCUGCUUCGCUUCACAGCCUCCGGAGGAAAGCCUUCGGCUCCGGCAACUGUUAGAUCAAGCACGGCCUGGCGAUCUUUUCGGCUUCCUGCUCCGGCGGGGUCCGCGAGAAUAAGGCGAAUGAGUAUCUCUUGUUCGGGUUCUGGGUCAGAGGUUCGUGGGCUCACUUACAAGGAUGCCGGCGUGGACAUCGACGCUGGUUCAGAGCUCGUUCGUAGGAUCGCUAAGAUGGCGCCCGGAAUAGGAGGGUUCGGCGGCCUUUUUCCAUUAGGUGACUCCUACCUUGUUGCUGGCACUGAUGGUGUUGGCACCAAACUGAAGCUUGCAUUUGAAACUGGUAUCCAUGACACAAUUGGGAUUGAUCUGGUGGCUAUGAGUGUGAAUGACAUAAUUACUUCUGGAGCAAAACCAUUAUUCUUCCUUGAUUACUUUGCGACCAGUAAUCUUGAUGUUGACCUUGCUGAAAAGGUGAUAAAGGGAAUUGUUCAUGGAUGCCAACAAUCUGAUUGUGCUCUGUUGGGAGGGGAGACAGCGGAGAUGCCAGAUUUUUAUGCCAAAGGAGAAUACGACUUGAGUGGAUUUGCUGUUGGCAUUGUUGAGAAGAAUAAGGUUAUCAAUGGUAAGAACAUUGAGGCUGGAGAUGUUCUUAUCGGUCUUCCAUCUAGUGGUGUGCACUCUAAUGGCUUUUCUCUUGUCAGAAGGGUUCUGUUACAGAGUGGUCUUUCAUUAAAUGAUCAGCUUCCAAACAACAAUGGCGAAAGCAUCACUUUAGGCAAAGCUUUAAUGGCACCUACAGUCAUCUAUGUCAAGCAGGUGUUGGACAUUAUCAGCAAGUGGAGUGUCAAAGGAAUAGCUCACAUCACCGGCGGUGGGUUUACUGAUAACAUCCCAAGAGUAUUUCCUACCGGACUCGGAGCAAAAAUUUUUAUAGAUUCCUGGGAAAUCCCUGCUCUAUUCAAAUGGUUAAAACAGGCUGGAGGUAUCGAGGAAUCAGAGAUGAGGCGUACUUUUAACAUGGGAAUUGGCAUGGUUCUUGUAGUGAGCAGGGAGACGGCCACAGGAAUUCUAUCAGAAUGCCAGGGCUCUUCAGGAGCUUUUCUCAUUGGGGAGGUCUUAAAUGGUGAAGGCGUCGAGUAUGUAUAACUAAAAAAGUGCCUUUGCUGUCGUUGUGAAACUUGAUAAGAGUGGGUGAGAAAACAGUGGCGGCAGAAUUUUAAAGAUUAAGCCUAAUUUAAUAAAAAAAAUCUGGGAUAUUUUCCCACUGUAA